AUGGCGGAGUCUAAGCCCUCGUGCACGCCAGCGGAGCUGAUGCUCAAGGUGAUUUUGGCAGGAACCUUAAGCCACUAUGAAGUCCGGGGCAUGAUCGACGAGAAACGCCUCGAGCACAUGCUUGCCGCUGGAAAGCAGAUCUUGUACAAGACGCACCAGGAAAGUGAUGUUCGUCACAAUCUCGGUAUGUCGCCAGAUAUCUGGCAAGGUCUGACAAACGUCCUCACAAAAGCGAUCCCGGUCCUCGAGUCGCAGUCCUUCGCAUGGAAAAGCCCCGCAGCGAGCUAUGAGCAUUCGUCCUCCAACCUCAUCGCGUGUAAUUAUUUCUCACUCGUAAAGGAUAUUGAGCGACUCAAUGAUCUGUGUACAAUUGCCCGAAACCUUCUCGCGACAACGAAGAAAGCGCAGAACCUAGCGGCGGAGACCGGCUUCGACCAAAGGAUCCUGGCGCUGAUCGACACUUGUGUCCGCGUCACGGCUCGCGGGUUCGACGGCGAGACCAAUGCGCGGAACGAGGAGCGAUGGCAAAAAGUGGUGAAUCUCUACAAGCGCCUUUUGAUUACGUGCCUGCAAUACCUCCACAACUUCAUCAUGCACAAUGAGCACCGCAAAAUGGUCCUUUGGUUGGAUCUUUUUGGAUACCACUCGACUGCAGACACGAACAUAAUCAAGCCGAAGGAACCUUUGGACGAUGCUAGCUCCCGGGAAGGGGUUGCGCCCAUUGUGCAGGUUGGAGAGCGCGUGAUCAACCCGCCCAUUCGCGCGCUGUACGACCAGACCGCCGAAGACUUACUCUUGGAGACUAUCGCCAAGUUCCCACGGGAGCCCGCCACUAUUAAGGAGGAAGCUGCGAUGCUGCUUUUGGCCAAUAUUAAGGACCACAUGGAGCGCAUUCUGGGACGGGAUCUCAGCGCGAUUCAGGAAAUGGGUAGAGAUCCUGACCAAGUCAAAGAUAUUCGAGCUGCUUUGACCGCGAUACUAGGAGCCAAGGUUGAUGGCUGGUCUGAUCUUCAGGAACGAGCCCGUGAGCUUCCGCCUGCCCUGCACGAAGAUGACAACGACGAAUCGGAGGAGCCGGAGGAGCUCGAGGAGGAAGGCCAUGUGGAUCACAGUGGGCACCGGGAAGAGGAGGAGGAAGAAGAGCCUGAGAUGGCCAAGAAGAAGACGAUUUUGACCAUCGAUCGUAGUCUUACGGCCGGCUUCCCUCGUCUCUGCUGGGCCGAUCUCCCGGAGAUCAACGAGUUUGGUGCGGUAGAAGGACCCGUCACUGAAGAAGACACCAGCAUGCCUCGAUCGUCCCAAUCUGCCGCGGAAACCCUGCAGGAGGCCAAGGACGAGCUCAUGGCCCGGCUGCAGGAACCAUCACAUAUUGAUGGGGAUGAAGAACAUGAAUACGACCAUGGAGAUGCGCACACUGUUGGCGACGAUGAUUCACGCAGCCUAGAGGCCAUGGCCGAUGGCAGUGUCGACGGAGACGGGGAAGAUGACCUGGACGAUGACGGCGAAGGAGACCCUGAUGAUGACGAAGAGGAAGAAGACGAUGAAUACCGUGGCCGUCCAGGCGACCAGCAACGGGGUCUUCUGACCGACAUCCCUCUGGUGCUUGGGCCAGCUGAGAUCGAGGCUUUGCCAAUGAUUGUCCAAGCCGGAAUCGUUGACAGCUUCGGUCUGAAGGGCGGCGAGCGGAAGGGCUCCAGAAACAUGCAAGCACUCCGAUGCCAUAUCCUACUCACACAGGAGACAGGGCGCAAUCUUCUUCGAGAGUUGCUGAUCUUCAUUGCUGCAUGGGAUCUCCCCGAUGACGAGCUCUACUUCAAGAUGAUGGUCCAGAUCAUGGAAGCGGUUCUUAAGAACGGACUGAUGUCUCACGCCUACUCGGACUUUGGCCAGCCCAAGGACAUCAUCUCCCCUGCUCAAGCUGUGGUCAUCAAGAUUCUCACUCACAUCUUCCGAGCCAAAUAUUCCCCUGCGUCGGUCACUGGGUCUGCUCAGCCCAACAUUCCUCGCAGCCCAAGCUCGCUGAAUCGGGUUGACAUCCUCACUGUCCGAUACAUCUUCACCAUCUUCCGUGGCAACAUUAUUCCCGAGACAUGUGCUUUGAUCUACCUUCAGGGUCAAAUCCGUGCCGAGCGAGCCUUGUCAGAAGACUUCCCACUCAACCUGUGGGACAUGGAGCGAGUCUACGAGGGCGUCUAUCAAUUCCUGGAGUUCUUCGCCGUGCUCACCGAAAACAACGAGUGGAAGAACCUGCUCGUGAAAUGGGAGAUUGUCUACGACCUAGUCACCCUGAUCAAGGAAUUGGAAGCAAGCAUCCCCAAGGGCCAACUGAGCCAAUUGUCCUUCGGCUCUGUGCCACCCCCACCUCCACCACGCAGCGAAGCCGCAGACGCAUCCAGCUCAUCCCCUGCACCCGUUGCCGUCGAACGCCCCUACGAUCCCAGCGACCCCGACCCCAUCGACAACGCAGGCGGCAGCGUCGACUCCCGCCCCGAAUCACCACCCAUCACUGAAGACCCCUCCGAGUUCGAGUGGCGCAACCUCAAGAAACUGGUCGUGCUCGUCCUCUCCUCCCUGGUCUGGAAGUGCCCGGAUGUGCAGGAGCAGAUCCGUCGCUACGGUGGUGUCGAGGCAAUUCUUUGCUGCACUGCCUUCGAUGCUCACAACCCCUAUAUCAAGGAACAUGCCGUGAUGUGUCUCAAGUUCUUGCUGGAGGGCAAUCGCGAGAACCAGCGUCUUGUGGAAGAACUCGAGGCUCGCGAGGUCGUGAACAAGGAUGGUGGCGUGUUGGAGCGGGCUGGCUACGAAGCUAUGAUUAAUCAGGCUGGCAAGUUGGCUAUUCGGCCGAAGCCUCGCGCUGAGGAAAUCUCAUGA
Molecule: messenger RNA, 2871 nt
Organism: Penicillium olsonii
Lineage: Eukaryota; Fungi; Ascomycota; Eurotiomycetes; Eurotiales; Aspergillaceae
Source: the annotation of a GenBank genome assembly